Arabidopsis thaliana (thale cress) is the source of this 2220-nucleotide messenger RNA. It is a transcript of the gene BRC1, whose product is annotated as TCP family transcription factor. Gene Ontology annotation, cellular component: nucleus. Gene Ontology annotation, biological process: plant gross anatomical part developmental process. The coding region runs from base 371 to 1675 and encodes 434 amino acids. The record is from RefSeq and is marked reviewed. Lineage: Eukaryota; Viridiplantae; Streptophyta; Magnoliopsida; Brassicales; Brassicaceae. Gene Ontology annotation, molecular function: DNA-binding transcription factor activity. The transcript has 4 exons.
CCUCUCUCUCCAUAUAGCUCUCCCUCUCUCUCUCUUUUUCUCUCUCUUUCUCUCCAUUCUAGUUCAUAGCACAUAGACUCAUUUAAGUACGUCGCCUGUGUUGUCUUUCUCAACCAUUAGUCCUUUGCUUCGAUAAAGGCUAAGGAAAAAAAGAAAUCUCUCUUUCUAAUUUUCUUGUUUUCAUUUUGGUUGAGACUUGAGAUCAAUGUCUUCGUCAUUGGAACAGUAACCUUUCUCUUUGAUUCAAACUUUCUUUCAUUUUCUUCUCUUUUUUCUUGUGUGUCUGAAGAAGAUUAUAGUACAAGUGUCAUUCUCAAAAUUUUGUCUUAGGGUUUUUUAAUUUUGUUACUUCAAAAACCCCUAAAAAGGCAUGAACAACAACAUUUUCAGUACUACUACCACCAUCAAUGACGACUACAUGUUAUUCCCUUAUAAUGACCAUUAUUCCUCACAACCAUUGCUCCCUUUUAGCCCUUCUUCUUCCAUUAACGACAUCUUGAUUCACUCCACCUCUAACACAUCAAACAAUCAUCUUGACCAUCAUCAUCAAUUCCAACAACCUUCUCCUUUUUCUCACUUCGAAUUUGCCCCGGACUGCGCCCUCCUCACCUCUUUCCACCCAGAAAACAAUGGCCAUGAUGAUAACCAAACCAUCCCAAACGACAAUCAUCAUCCAUCACUUCACUUUCCCUUGAACAACACCAUUGUAGAACAACCCACUGAGCCCUCGGAAACUAUAAACCUUAUAGAAGAUUCCCAGAGAAUCUCAACUUCUCAAGACCCAAAAAUGAAAAAAGCCAAGAAACCCAGCAGAACGGACAGGCACAGCAAGAUCAAAACGGCCAAAGGGACACGAGAUCGUAGGAUGAGACUCUCGCUAGAUGUCGCCAAAGAGUUGUUUGGCUUACAAGACAUGCUUGGAUUUGACAAAGCCAGCAAAACCGUUGAAUGGUUGCUUACACAAGCAAAACCUGAGAUCAUAAAGAUCGCGACAACCCUUUCUCACCAUGGCUGCUUCAGCAGCGGCGAUGAGUCUCAUAUCCGACCGGUGUUAGGAUCCAUGGACACAUCUUCUGAUCUAUGUGAACUUGCAUCCAUGUGGACGGUCGACGAUAGAGGCAGCAAUACUAACACGACCGAAACAAGAGGAAACAAGGUCGAUGGGAGAUCGAUGAGAGGGAAGAGAAAGAGGCCAGAACCGCGAACGCCCAUUUUAAAGAAGUUGUCCAAGGAGGAGAGAGCGAAAGCUAGAGAAAGAGCAAAGGGUAGAACAAUGGAGAAAAUGAUGAUGAAGAUGAAAGGAAGAUCACAAUUAGUGAAAGUUGUGGAAGAAGACGCUCAUGAUCAUGGUGAGAUAAUAAAGAAUAAUAAUAGAAGCCAAGUGAAUCGGAGUUCUUUUGAGAUGACACACUGCGAAGACAAGAUCGAAGAACUUUGCAAGAACGAUCGUUUUGCAGUUUGCAACGAAUUUAUCAUGAAUAAGAAAGAUCACAUUUCAAAUGAAUCUUAUGACUUAGUCAACUACAAACCGAACUCAUCAUUCCCAGUGAUUAACCACCAUCGCAGCCAAGGAGCAGCUAAUUCCAUUGAGGUACCUUAUUUAUAUCUACGAGUCACAUUUAUAAUUUUUAUGAGUUUUUUUCCAAUGGUUUUAUCUAAAGCUAUACACAGUUAAUUCAAGUUUUAGAGGUAGGGUAUAUCAAAUUCAAUGACACUAAUGCACCACCAUCGAUUAAUUAAUGCUAUAUAUAGUUUAAUUAGAAGUUAGUUUUUGUGUUUUGUGGAUUGGUACUUGGUUAUUACUAUCUAGUUCCACAUCAGCGAUUCAAAGGCGCCGGUUUUUUUUAACUGACUUGGUUAUACUAUUAUGGUUUUUAUUGUUCAAAUUUUCAUCGAUUUUUUUUUUUUUGGGGCUAUGUACCUUGCAGCAGCAUCAGUUUACGGAUCUUCAUUACUCCUUCGGCGCGAAACCAAGAGACCUCAUGCACAACUAUCAAAACAUGUAUUGAAACUGAUUUCAUUUAACAUUAAUAUCUCAAAUUAAUGAUAUAUAGUUUGGUGAGAGAGAUAUGUUAAUCCAUCUUAUGUUUUUUUUUCUUAACAUCGUAAUUAAUCAUGUUUAUAUGAAGGCUUUUUCGUCAUUUUAGUGUCAAAUAUUAAACCUAUGUGAAGAAAUUAAUGCAAUUUGUAUAAUAUUUUGUUUUCAUAGUUCGAGUGGAU